AAAUAUCUCAAAAGUUGGUCUAUAUAAUGUGAGAUACAUGAAGCCCGAAGGAGAGAGUAAAGAAGAAACACAAACUUUUGAAACUUUUUAAUAAUUUUUCUCAGAAACUUCAAAGAGCUUAAAAAUGGGAACAGCUACUUUCAUCGAUAUUCUUCUCGCUAUCCUCUUGCCUCCUCUUGGGGUCUUUCUCAGAUUUGGUUGCGGGGUUGAGUUUUGGAUAUGUUUGGUUUUGACGCUGUUUGGGUAUCUUCCUGGGAUCCUCUACGCCCUUUAUGUCCUCACCAAAUGAUUUACCACCUAUCCUCUCCUCUUUUCUCUUUAUCUCCUUGAACAGCUGUUUCGACGUGCUCUCCUCCCUUUGUGUGACUGAUUCAUCGUUUCUUUCGUCAGGGUUUUAUGAUUCCAGUAAUUUGUCAUCAUUGUUAUGUUUCCGUUGUUAUAAAAUUUCUGUUGAUAUAAAGAAGAGAUCAUUUGGUUUUGUGUGACGAGCUUGCUUAUUC
This is a messenger RNA of Eutrema salsugineum, 500 nucleotides long. Its product is annotated as hydrophobic protein RCI2A. The coding region runs from base 125 to 289 and encodes 54 amino acids. Gene Ontology annotation, cellular component: membrane. The record is from RefSeq and is a predicted model, not a curated record. The transcript is spliced from 3 exons. NCBI's taxonomy places the organism in Eukaryota, Viridiplantae, Streptophyta, Magnoliopsida, Brassicales, Brassicaceae.